Molecule: messenger RNA, 1981 nt
Organism: Erigeron canadensis
Lineage: Eukaryota; Viridiplantae; Streptophyta; Magnoliopsida; Asterales; Asteraceae
Product: probable U3 small nucleolar RNA-associated protein 7
Exons: 8
Coding region: 132-1691 (519 amino acids)
Biological process (GO): maturation of SSU-rRNA from tricistronic rRNA transcript (SSU-rRNA, 5.8S rRNA, LSU-rRNA)
Cellular component (GO): nucleolus; small-subunit processome; 90S preribosome
Molecular function (GO): protein binding
Source: RefSeq, a predicted model, not a curated record
UGUUAGGGUUUUCCUGGGGUUUUGUCGCAUAAACACUUUCACCUCCCCGCCACUCAAACACUCUCCCUUUCUCUUCUGUCUCCGGCACCUCCAUCACCGUCUCCGAAUCCACCGCCACCAAUCACUUAGCAAUGGAGAUACAUGAUAUUUCUGAUGACAUGGAAAUUAAGGUUAAAAAAUACCAAAGAGGUGAAGGUGCUGAUCUAGAGGGUUUGAAAGAUAAAAAAUUGAAGGCUCAACUUGCUAAUAAAGAAGAGUUGUAUAAGAAGUCUGCUAAUGCUGCUGCCAAGGCCGAAAAGUGGCUUAUGCAAACUGAGGGUGGUCGGCUAGAAACUGAGGGCCUUGAGAAGACUUGGAGGGUUGACCAACAUUCAAUUUCUAAGGAAGUAGACAUCGCUAGUAGAAAGAAUCAAUUUGAUCUCGUCUUACCAGAUCUUGGUCCUUACACUCUAGAUUACACAUCAAGUGGUCGGUAUAUGGUGGCAGCAGGUCGCAAAGGUCACCUGGCAAUUGUAGAUUUGCAUACGAUGAAACCUAUUAGAGACAUGCAGGUCAGGGAAACUGUUCGUGAUGUGGUGUUUUUGCACAAUGAAUUGUUCUUUGCUGCUGCUCAGAAGAAGUACCCAUAUAUCUAUAAUCGGGAUGGCACAGAACUUCAUUGUCUAAAGGAACAUGGAGCUGUACUGAAGCUUCAAUUUAUUAAAAACCAUUUUCUUUUAUCAUCCAUAAACAAAUUUGGGCAGCUACAUUAUCAAGAUGUUACUACUGGCCAAAUGAUAGGAAACUACCGUAGUGGUCUUGGCCGUUCUGAUGUUCUACAAGUCAACCAUUACAACAGUGUCCUCGCUUCGGGACAUUCUGGUGGUACAGUAAGCAUGUGGAAGCCCACUAGCUCUGCACCACUUGUUAAGAUGCUUUGUCAUCGUGGUCCAGUCACUGCAGUUACAUUUCAUCCAAAUGGUCAUCUCAUGGCUACAGCUGGCAUGGACAAGAAACUAAAAAUCUGGGAUUUAAGGAAAUACGAAGUGCUCCAAACACUACCUGGUCAUGCAAAGUCGUUAGAUUUUAGUCAAAAAGGUUUACUUGCCACCACCACGGGAUCAUUCAUACAAGUUUUGGCAACUUCUGAUUCACAAGAUUACAGUCGGUAUAUGAUCCAUACUAUGUCAAAAGGGUACCAAAUUAACAAAGUUCAGUUUAGACCAUAUGAAGAUGUUUUGGGGAUAGGACAUUCAAUGGGGUUGUCUUCGAUUCUUAUUCCCGGAUCCGGAGAACCUAACUUUGAUUCAUGGGUUGCAAAUCCAUACGAGACAUUAAAACAAAGGAGAGAGAAGGAAGUGCGGAUUCUUCUUGAUAAGCUCCCCCCAGAGUCUAUUAUGCUUGACCCCACAAAGAUUGGGACUUUGAAGAACAAUAGAAAGAGGGAAAAGCCGACUAUACAAGAAAUAGAGGCGGAGAAGGCCGCAGCUGUUGCUGCUGCCAAGGGUGUUGCUCUAAAGAAGAAAACGAAAGGGAGGAGUAAGCCUAGUAAGGUAGCAAGGAAGAAACAAGAAGGAAUAGAGCAAGCAAAAAGGUCUUUUGCUGAGCAAAACAAGGAGGAUGGGGUAAUAAAAAAGAAGCAAAAGAGAAUCACAGAGACAAGUGAUUUGCCAGUUGCGUUGCAACCGUUUGUUAGCAAAAAAACAACUUAAAGCUCGCCCGUAGCCUGAUUCUGGAAGUGGUAAUGAUGCACAAAGGAUGAAGUAGAUUUGCACACUGCAAUAUCCAACUUCUGCAGAUUUCCUUAUGCAGGUGUGAGUCAAGUUAUGGGCAAAAUUCAUUUUUGAAGAAUGUGGUUUAAAUCUUUCAUCUUGUGUUAGACAUUGCUUUAUACUAAUUGAAGUAGAGAAAUAUAUCUAUUUCGGAAGUCGUCUCUUGUCAUUCAUGUAUUCUAACAAUGUACCGCUCAUAAUAGAUCAUAUAUAUCAACCUUUUUGUACAA